This is a messenger RNA of Paramecium sonneborni, 1060 nucleotides long. The record is from the annotation of a GenBank genome assembly. NCBI's taxonomy places the organism in Eukaryota, Ciliophora, Oligohymenophorea, Peniculida, Parameciidae.
AUGAGCUUAUUAAUCAAAUUAAGGAAGAAUAUUAACUAGGAGGAACAAAAACAUAUAGCAGUAACAAAAACUAUAUGCAAACUUAGUAAGACAUAUAUAGAUAUAUUUAACAGAAUAGAGAGAUAGUUAACAUAUAAUUUCGAAUAAAGUUGUCAUUCCUAUUUUAUAGGUUCCAAGACCACUUUCUACAUUUAUAAAAUCAGCAGUAGAAUUAAAACUAGCAUUGUCAUGUCCAUAAGAUAGAUGUUUGGGUGGUUUACGUGAAAAUCCAUGCACAUAUAAUUAUAAAGUUUGUAGAGUUGACUAAUAUGCUGAUUUAUAUUUUUUUAGUUUAGAACAAUAUGACAGAGAUUAAUUUUCAAAGUAAUAGGUAUGUGAUAUAAUAAAAAAUAUGAAUGAUCAAUAUAGUGAAUAAGCCUUAGAAUGUGUAGAAAAUAGAUUUAAGAUUCUUGACAAUUUUAAAGAUUAAACAUUACUAUCAGAAAUUGAAUUGCUUGAAUUAGAAAAAAUAGUGUCUUAAUUUCCAUUCUAAUGUACUAUAUAAAAUGUUAAUCAAAACAAUAGUAUCUUAUCAUAAAGAAUUUUAAAUUAAAAAUUUUUAGAUGUUAUGGGUAUAACUAAAGAUAUGAUGUUUGAUCAUUUAAAAGAAACUUAAGCAUUACCAACUAUUUUUAAUUUAGAUGGAACUUUGAAAAAUUGGUGUGAACUUGCUAAAUAUUCAGUAGAAGGUAGAGAAUACUUUGAUUUUUAUUUAAAUACUUAUGAAGGCGCAUAAUAUAAAUGCAAAGUUGAAUAGAAAUAAAUAUAUAAAUUAUCAUCUUUAGACCCUAAUUAAAUAAUGUUUAUAGAAUUUCGAAUUAUACAUAUGGAUUCUUCUUUAAUAAACAAUUUAUGUAGAUAAGAAAGAAUUAUCAAAAAUCAUGCUGAUUAUUUUAAUCUUAAAAAUAGUGAUUUGAUAUUAAACUAAUUCAAGACUUAAACAAAUUAUUUAGAUGCUAAAAAUUAUAAAAUAACAAAGCCUUGUGGACAUAAAAAGAUUGAUAAAAUUAUUCCAUCUUGA